Exaiptasia diaphana is the source of this 1407-nucleotide messenger RNA. RefSeq lists its product as uncharacterized. Gene Ontology annotation, cellular component: cytoplasmic vesicle; plasma membrane. The transcript is spliced from 5 exons. Lineage: Eukaryota; Metazoa; Cnidaria; Anthozoa; Actiniaria; Aiptasiidae. Bases 146 to 763 code for a protein of 205 amino acids. The record is from RefSeq and is a predicted model, not a curated record.
AAAAAUCGACCAAGAUUCUAAAAAUGUAGUCAUGACUUCAUCGAUAUUUUAAACGCACGGAGCUAUACCCUACAGAAACGAAAAGACAAAACUCGACGUGCCUAAGUAACGGCAAAACUUCUUCAAGCUAACAGAAAAGAUACUAAUGGCAUAUCGUUCUGGACGACAAUAUUUGGCAGUGCUAUUAUUGGCAUGUCUAACAGCCGCAAACGUUGACGAAUCCGCGCAAGAAAAUCCACAAUGCCGUAACAGCGCCGUAAAUUAUAACGUAACAUUAACAAAUGGAGGCAAAUCUGGAAAGUUUUACAAACUCGACAAAGUGCAUAAAAUCGAUGACUGYAUCAAUACGUGCUGCGACAGCAAGAAAUGCGACGUUGCUUUUGUUGUUAAGAAGACAUGUUACAUGGUAGAGUGUUAUAGCAAGGAGUCUUGUGGUAUACAGCAAGCUAAUGAAUUAUCAUUGGGUACAGUUUUAUCGGUGGUAGCAAAGAAAUCUACGAUUAGUGAUAACGAAAAGGGGGCAGAGCCUGCCGUCGAAGAGAAUUUAGCAGAGCAGGCAACAAGUCCUUAUAUAAAAGACGAUGGAAUGACAACAAUCAGCGCUUUUGGAACUGGUAAAUACAGACGAACYAAGAGAUCGUCSGACAUWAUCGACCUCGUGGUAGCGGUUGGGUGUGGUACAGURGCAGUUGCGGUGGGCGUGGCAGGGGUUAUAAUGAUGACAAGACGGUUGAUUGACAAUAGUAAAAACUCAGCGGCAUAAUGACUUCUACGAAAGAGACUUUUAGAAAAUGCUCAUAGCAUUGGAUGUAUAGAUGAAUWUAUUUCAUUAACGUGUAAAAUAAGUGUUCUACUAUAGGGAUGUAAAUAAUACCUAAUAAUAAUAAUUUAAUAUUAAUUUAUUAACUUACAGUGGUGACCAUUUUAAAGAGGGAACCAAACCUUUGCAUGAAGACGGAGGUAGAUCGGAGCCUGCAGUACUUCAUGUGUAUAACCGCAUGAGAAUUGAGAAAAACUGCCUUCCGAAAAGUCGAUAGAAACGCGAUAAACUGAUAUAAAGAGAAUGAAUGCAAAAAWGAAAUGAAAUAGGAUAAGUAGCAGGAGAAAUGGAACUCUCAGUUAGCCAUGACGCAUAUUGGUUAUUGAACAUCAGUUCAAUUAUAGCAACCUUUUUAAACGUGUUGUCUCUAGUUCUUAUAACCAUGUUUCACCUUUGAAACGUAAAAAUGACUGAAUGAUAUCUUAGUGAUAAAAACGAUAACUGAGUUUUAUAUCAGUUUAAUUAACUAGACGUAUUGUGUGAGUUAUAAAAAUAGCUCAUUGUGGCCUACUGUAGCAACAGCUUCAAAGGAAGAAUUAUAARUCUGACACUGAAAAAUACAAUAAAAUAUUAUUUUCAUACAUGGA